AGUGUCUCAAUACAUUUUAUUUAGAUAUGGUGAAACUUUUGAUUAUCUUAGCAGUUAUCUGCCUCGUUGGCAUUGUUCUUUUUCUUAACGUCCAUCAAAUUUUAGCAUUGGCUGAACCACAUGGUAGACGAGGAGGUUGGAGCCGUGGCGAAAGCUUCAAUAACAAUAACAAUAAUGGAUUCGAUCCAGCCAACAUUAUCCAACAAAUCUUGACCUUGUUGAAUAAUCUGAGAACAGCACUUGGUCUGUAAUUCAUGACUGCACUGCACCGUGAAUUGAGUUUUGAAUGUCAAUAAUAAAAAUUUUUAUUCCAAUGAAAUAAAAGAAUUUGAUGAUACCUAUCUCAAAA
Clunio marinus is the source of this 349-nucleotide messenger RNA. NCBI's taxonomy places the organism in Eukaryota, Metazoa, Arthropoda, Insecta, Diptera, Chironomidae. The record is from the annotation of a GenBank genome assembly.